Molecule: messenger RNA, 1592 nt
Organism: Megalopta genalis
Lineage: Eukaryota; Metazoa; Arthropoda; Insecta; Hymenoptera; Halictidae
Gene: fwe
Product: calcium channel flower
Biological process (GO): vesicle-mediated transport
Cellular component (GO): membrane
Source: RefSeq, a predicted model, not a curated record
UGUAUUAUUAUUACAGUAUUGUAUUUCCACUUUAAUUUCAAGAGAAACGAUCGAAAUCAUAUUCUAUCUCUAAGAAUUUGUUAAUUAAGAAAAUAAACUUCAAGAUGCUCGUAUCUUAUUGGUGUUUCAACAUCUAAUUUAAUAGUGAUUUGUCGAGCUAAGAGGUUAUGUUCAGAUAUGUUGAAUCACGUAGGUUGGCAACUGCAGGUAGCAGGAACAUUAUCCACCUAACGUGCUACCUAACUACCUAACCACCUAAACAUCGAAAAUUUCACGUGAGAACUAAAAUCGUUGACAGAUAGAAGCGCCUCUGCCCACGUAAUUAAGAAACUCGAACUCGCGGAUCGAUUUUCCGUACAACAACAAGAUCCUUAGUGUGCUGUCGCUGUCAGUUCCAUUUGGUCCUGUCAGCUGGUGAAGAAGAGGAACGGUCAAAAUGUCGCUCUCCGAAAAAAUAAUGACGAUCAUGCAGAGGCCAGGACAAGACCCUGUUGCCAAGGACGAUGUAGCUUGGUGGAUGAAAUAUGCUGGACGAGGACUCGGUACUGUGGGAAGUUUAAUUGCUAUUUUUCUUGGAGCAUGGAAUUGUGUAAUGAUACUCUUUGGUUCUGUAAGUUGCCUAAUUAGUGGCGUGUGGCAGAUGAUGGCUGGUUUUAUAGUUGUAAUGAUAGAGGCACCGUGUUGCUGUCUAUUCAUUGAUUUUGUACAAAACUUAAGCGAUUGGGUGGAAAAGAGACCGUAUUGGAAUAGAGCAGCAGCAUAUUGUUUAAUGGCAGUCCCACCAGUCUUCCUUUGUACAGGGGUGAAUAGUAUAUUCGGCGGUGGCCUAAUAUUUGCAACAGGUGUAAUAUAUGGAUUGAUGUCGCUUGGUCGAAAGGCACCUCUUAGUGAAAUGAGAUCAUCAGCGACAACCAUUGAGGUUCCUUCAUCGAGUAUGCAGGCCACUCUUGUUGAAAAUGCUCAACCAAUCGAUUUUUCCAGUAAACCCGAUAGUAAUGUUUGACUUCUAAGAGCUAAUUGGCGAAAGUCUAUCAUUGUGUAUGAAUGAUGAUGAAUGUUGACUUGGUCGAACAAUGAUCAGCCAAGCCCAUGAACAUUCAUUAUUGCAAUAAAUCAUUUAUUUAUUUUUUAAUAAUAGUAUAAAAAUUGUAUUGCAUAAAAAUGGAAUUGGUACUAUUUAUUAUGUAAGUUGUUUGUAUUAUUUGUGUCAGGGUUUGAAUGAAAUGUUAGUCAAUUGUUUUUGUUAUGUUAAAGAAAUAUUAGUUACAGUAAGUUUGUUUCGUCAUACAUACUGUCUGAUACACUUCCAGUUCAAAACUUUGGUAUUAAUAACAAGAAUACAUUGCAUCAUUAUAAAUUACAUAUCGUUUGCUCACAUAAAUGCAUGCACUCAUAAAUGUAUACUGAGAAAAAUCAGGUUUCGAUCUCCUGUUUCAAAUAAUGCCAAAGUUAAAGACUGCUACACACAAAUCAUAUUCUAAACUUAUAUUCAUGGGCUUGGUUUCCAUGUGGUCCUACUACUUGUAACGCGUGUCAUACCAGCAUGAUCUAAGAACGAAAUUCGUGAUGAAUACAAUUAAUUAACUAACCGA